Messenger RNA from Lucilia cuprina (Australian sheep blowfly), 3873 nucleotides. RefSeq names its product serendipity locus protein H-1 (gene wdn). Bases 251 to 3556 code for a protein of 1101 amino acids. The transcript is spliced from 3 exons. NCBI's taxonomy places the organism in Eukaryota, Metazoa, Arthropoda, Insecta, Diptera, Calliphoridae. The record is from RefSeq and is a predicted model, not a curated record.
AAAAAUAAAAAUGGCGUGUCAAAAUUUGAGCGUCGUUCUGAAGGGUGAUUGUAAUAUUUUUACUUGUGAAAUUUUCAUGUCAUAGUGUUUUAAUUAAACGUAAAAAACAAUAAAAAUCAAUGAAGAAAUUAAUUUAUUAAACGAAAAAAACAUUAAUGAAUGUGUAAGCGAUCGAGUGCCGAAGAUAAAUUGUAUAGACGGCAUAACCUCUAAAAAUAGUGACAUAAAUAAAUAUUGUAAUAAAAAAAGUAUGAAAGAAGAAGCAGAGACAAGUAGUAAAUUGCCGCCUAAAAUAAUUAUGGGUGGUGUUGGCGGUUCUUCUUCGUCAACAACUAUGGCAGCGUUAAUGUUAAAAUCCACCAGUGCAUCCACUAUUCCCAAUCUCAAUACAAUGUCCAACUCCAACCAGCUAAAUCCCCCCACACCCAGUAAACAACAGAGUGAUGAAAUACUAAGCACGUUACUGCGUAUGAAUAAUUUCGAUUCAAUAUCGAGCAUAAAAGAUGAAUCGCUAGACAUUGAUCUAUCAGCGUGUGUAACCAUUAGCGCCGAUCCUUCCGGCACCAUAGGUGGCAAUAGUCUGUCAUCGUCCGACUUUUGGCGAGUUUUGGAUGAAAGUGCACAGACCUCACAGUUAGAUGUAAGUAAUGGCAGUGUUGGUAAUGGGGUAGUUGGUGGUGUUGGUGGCGGUAGCUGUAAUACAAGUCGGGAGUCAUUACAGGCCUCGCCAUCGGCAUCUAGUAAUGGUAAUUCCUUGCCGGCAAAUGAUAAGAAUGAAUUUAAGGUUGUUGUUAAGAAGGAACAAACCGAUUUUAGUGGUACUUUCCUCAAACCUUCCACUGGCAUUUCAUUUUCACCAUUAAAACGUAGCAUUAAGCCUCUGCAGGCGGAGCAACAUAUACGCAAAGAAAAGUCUCCCACCCGUUUGGUUAAAACAGAAACGGGUCCUCCUUCCUUAGCACCCAUUAUGCGAAUACAUCAAACUUUUAUUAAACCACAAGUAGAAUUGCAAAAGCUAAAUAACGGUGCUAAUACGCAAACAGUGCAACUGCACAACAAUAACUGCAAACAACAAAAAGAAAUAAUGUUAGCCAAUAACCAGCCACCUCCUCUAACAGCUCUAGGACAACCUAUGAAUAAGGAAAGUGCAGUUGUGAAACCCUUUGUUCUACCAGAACCUCUGUAUAAAUGUCUGGAUUGUGAAAAUCUUAUAUUCCGCAGUCCCGACCUAAAUAAACACACCAAUCAUCGUUUAAUUUAUAAAUGUCCUGAUUGUGAGAGAGAAUUCGAUGUUGAGACUUCGUUAAAGAAACAUUUGAAAACACAUCGUCCUAUUGAUGCACGCAAGGAUGCUUGGAAAAAGUGUCCCGAUUGUGGAAAGUGCCUUAAACUUGGAAGCAUGUGGAUGCAUCGCAAAAUUCAUACCGAAAAUAAGAAAUACGGCUGUGAGAUAUGUGGACAGAAAUUUGUACAGAAGAUAAACUUAACACAUCAUCAACGCAUACAUACCUCAGAAAAACCAUAUGAAUGUUCCGAAUGCCAAAAACGUUUUCAAGAGCGCAGUCAUCUGCAACGGCAUCAAAAAUACCACGCACAGACACGUUCGUAUCGCUGUGAGAAGUGUGGCAAAAUGUACAAAACCGAACGUUGUCUCAAGGUACACAAUUUAGUGCAUUUGGAACAGAGGCCAUUUGCUUGUACCGUCUGCGAUAAAUCCUUUAUUUCAAAUUCCAAACUUAAGCAGCAUUCGAAUAUACACACCGGCGAGAGGCCAUUCAAAUGUAACUAUUGUCCCAGAGAUUUUACAAACUUUCCCAAUUGGCUUAAACACACCAGACGUCGUCAUAAAGUCGAUCACAAAACCGGUGAAAUGCUGGAGAAUAUUCCAUCAUAUUGUUCGAAGAAAUCAACACGUACACCAAAGGAAAAGAAAACCAACGAAGUGAAAACAACGGCUGUAGCCUCAGCAAAGAACAACAACAGCAACAAUUCUGCGGCACCAACAACAACAAAUCAAAAACCUAUUGAUCUCAAGAAAAUGGAAACAAAUGAACUACAACAACAGCAACAACAAAAGAUACUAACAACAUUUUCUACUGCAAUAACAACCACAACAACGUCGGCUCAUUAUACAGCACCCACUACCGUCUUUACUACGAUUACCAUGGCAAAACCGCUUUUAACGGUAACUAGUGUGAGUAAUAACCAGCCCAGCUCCCUAAAUGGACCGCCACCAUUGGCUAAAGUUCCAGCUAAACGUAAAAAGAAACAAACUGCCGCUGUGUUAAGUCAAGUAUCAAAAGCAGACUUUGAUAGCUCCUUAGUAACGACAGCAUCAACAACAACGUCAACAACUAAUUACUUGAUAUCCUCAGCUUCACUACAUGCCAAUUUGCCAGUUGUCACCACAAAUUGUGGCAGUGGUCCCCCUCCGCUAGCCUUGGUGUACAAUAAUAAACCCAUAAAUGUGAUAAGUACAACAUUGUCAAACACUAAUACCACCAAUACGACUUUAAAAACAACGCAGCAUCAACAUCAGUCAUCAAAGCAACAACAACAACCAACAAAAGUUGAAAAGGUUAAGAGAGAAAGAAAACAACCCAUGCCAAAGCAAGUUCAACAAGUCCCACCACCUUUAAUAAUUAAAAAGGAAUUUGUAGAGCCAAGUACAGAAGUAAGCAUAGCAUCCCAUGAACAGCAACAGCAGCUUCAGUUGCGUUUGCAGCAAUCGCAGCAGCAACAACAACAAACCAAAGUAUCAUUUACCGAUUUACAUUGCUUAAGUAUUACCUCAGCUGAGGAAUUGAUAAUGGAACAGGCUUUAGAAAUGGAAGAAUGUGGCCUAUACAAAGCCUCCUUACCGACCAAUGUUCAUGAUCAUCAUGUUAUGUCGAAUUUCGCCGACACAGAUAAUGCCAUAUCAUCCGAUUCAAUGGCUGAUUUACAUUUUAAAAUCAAAGAGGAACAUCAUGAUAUGGAAUUGAAAUUAAAAACCGAAGAAUUUGAUUCGAUUAAAAAACAAUCGAUAUGUUCAUCAAUGGAAUCCUCACCAUUUUCCUCACCUGCCUCAAUGGAAUUUGCCCCCUCUUCAACUUUAACAACUACAAAUGAUUUUACAACAAAUAAUUUUUAUUUACCACCCUUUACCAUUGGUAAUAAUCAAAUUAUUACCACAAAUGCUCCCAUAACAGCCAUGAGGAUUGAAGAUUGUCGUGGUACUGUUGCAACGGCCCACACCUAUUUACCGCAACUGAUAACAACAAAUGUGAGCGUUCCCGAUCUGAUACAAAUAAAUAACAACAAUCAAAGAUAUUUGAAAGCCACCAGCUCUACCACAAAUGGUGGUAGCAAUAGUGUAGGUGGUAAUAUGAAUUCCUCAUCAUUUAUUAAUCAACUAUACUUGCCGCUAACGGUCAAUGCUGGUCCCGUUCUAAUGAAAUCAAAUCAAGCUCUGCCCUCUGUCGAUACUCUGUUAUUUUCGAAUACGAAAUUGGGCCUUUUUAACAAUCGUAAUUUACCAAAACAAGCCACAACAGCUCAACAUAAUUUAUCCUAAUCCAAAGUAACAACAAUUAUUUUUCCGUAAAUUUAGUUAAGUUAAUUUGUUUUUCUUAUUUUUUUUUUAUUUACAAAUCUUUAGUCCAGAUUAAUGUUGUGUGAUUUUGUGUAUUUUUUAGUUAUUUUGUAAUAUAUUUUAAGUUUUUUUAAAUACUUUAUUUUUUAUUUAGUGAUUGAUAAUAAUUACAAAUUUAGUUUAGAUUUUGUUUAAUUUUGUUUUUAAUUUCGACCAUGAAAAAGAAACAAAAUAUAUAAAACUAAAAACCACAAAUAUUUUGUGGUAUUUUGUCUAGUAACAACAGACAGACCAACCAA